Carassius carassius (crucian carp) is the source of this 1228-nucleotide messenger RNA. It is a transcript of the gene aspdh, whose product is annotated as aspartate dehydrogenase domain containing. Gene Ontology annotation, molecular function: NADP binding; L-aspartate dehydrogenase [NAD(P)+] activity. NCBI's taxonomy places the organism in Eukaryota, Metazoa, Chordata, Actinopteri, Cypriniformes, Cyprinidae. The record is from RefSeq and is a predicted model, not a curated record. Bases 142 to 972 code for a protein of 276 amino acids. The transcript has 7 exons. Gene Ontology annotation, biological process: NAD+ biosynthetic process.
UGCUGGUUUGAUGUUCUAGAGUUUACAGAAUUACAGUUGUUAUUGUGUAGAUGUGGAUAAGAAUAAUAAUAAUAAGCUCUCUUGAUCUACUUUAGCAGACCAACCAGUGAGAAAUCAGCUGGAUCCCUUAUCUCACUAGAUAUGACUGACAGAGCCUUAAAGGUUGGAAUUGUGGGAUAUGGACAUUUAGGCCAGUUUCUUGUUGAGAAGAUCCAAAAGGAAGGGCCUGAGGCAGGACUGCAGUUAGCAUUUGUUUGGAACCGAAAUGCAGACAAAUUUAGAGAUUCAUUGCCAAAAGAGCUGAUUCUACAUGACCUCUCAGAUUUCACACGCAGAGACACAGAUGUAAUAGUGGAGGUGUGCCAUCCAAUGAUAGUUAAAGAGUUUGGGGUCAGAUUUCUGUCACAUGCUCACUUCCUGGUGGGCAGCCCUUCUGCCCUAUCAGACCCCCAGCUGGAGCAAGAUCUUCGCACUGCUACGAAACAACAUGGGAAAACACUUUAUGUGCCCAGUGGUGCAUUAUGGGGCGGCCAAGAUAUUCAAAAAAUGAAUGACAGUGGAACUUUACGGGCUCUCUCUGUCCGAAUGUCUAAACAUCCCUCUUGCUUUCGGCUGACUGGUGGUCUGCUCUCUGAUUGGAGGGAGGGAGAAGGGAGGCGGGUCUUGUACCACGGCUCAGUAGCAGAGCUCUGCCCCAUCGCCCCAAAUAAUGUGAACACUAUGGCAGCUGCAGCCAUAGCCGCAUCAAAGCUGGGCUUCAAUGGGGUUACCGGAGAAAUCGUUUCAGACACUGCAUUAUCAGACUACCAUAUUGUGGAGGUUGAGGUAACUGGUCCAGAUGGGUUCACAGUGAAAACAGUGAGACAAAACCCCGCCAAACUGGGAGCUGUAACAGGAAAUGCCACAUACAAUUCCUUCUGGAGCAGCUUACUGGUCUGCAAGGGUCAUGGAGGGAGGGUAUAUCUCUGUUGAUAACAGUGGACUGCUGCAGAAAGUGUACAAAUUAACCGAAGAAAAACACACGAUGAGGCACAUGAUGAAUUAAUAAAACAAGUGUAAUAGUAAUAAUGUCGUAGACUUUAAUUUCAGUUUUACAGCUGUGAUAGACAUGACAAAAUCUAACAGUGCUGGUUUAUACUUGUGUAUUACAGUAACAAUGAUGUUCCAGUGUAUUAGUUUAGCUGGUUUGCUUUAGCUACAUCAACUGCUUGUCAUUUAACUUACACUU